AGCGCCAUCUGCGAUGACGUUUUUAUAUAGCGCCGCGAUAUUUUGAAAAUGGGUCGGAAACGAAACUCAAGAGAGGAAUUGUCGGGAGGAAAUGAACUUAAUGAAGAGGGCUCUGGUGAUACCAAUGCUGACGAUGCAUUCCUAAUAAUGGACAGUGAAGGAGAGGAUGACAUCCCAAACACACAACCAGCCGAUGAUAGGGUGCUCAAAGAUGUCGUUGCAUAUGUUGAGGUUAGAACCAAGACAGAGAACCGGUCCAAAGGAGUGUCAAAGCAGCUGGAGCUCUUGGGAGCUAAGGUGGAGAAAAAGUUCACCAAUGAUGUCACUCAUGUGGUAUGGAAAGAUGGGAAGAAGUCGACACGAGACAGAGCAGUCAAGAAGGGCAUCCGGCUUGUGUCUGUCCUAUGGGUUGACAGUUGUAAGCAGAAUCAGGAACAUGUGGCGGAGUCUCUCUUUCCUGUUUCAGCCCCUGAUGAUAAAGAUGUUAUUCAGAUCGGCAAGUUGAAGAGGAUGAAAUCCAUGCAGCCCAAGGGGGUUGAGGAGGACAUUCAGAGGAGUGCUGGGAGGGGAACAAGGAAGAGGCGGGCCAGGAUACUCCACCCGUCCCCAGCCCCUCUAACCGCCAUCAAUCCAGCAAUCCUGGUGGCAGAAACACAGCCAAUGUCACCACCAGUGAGUAUUGAUUUACCCCUUCAUACAGAUUUGGCUUUAGAGAUCAUUUUUCUCUUUGAGGGUUGGGGAUUGUCAGAGAUGAUAAGAAGUGUUUACCUUGAAAGGGUCCUCAUUUACGAGCUCAAGUCGCUCUUUAGAGGUCCCAGCCUAUUAUGUAUUUUGUAUUUAAUGAUUUGUGCUCAACUGUUUAUGAUGCCAAGUAAACUGAAUUAAAUUGAACUGAAAUUUAAGUAUACUAUGGCUACCAAGUACCUGAAAAUAACUUAAAGAUAAGAAAGAAACAACAACAACGAACAAAUCUGUGACACUACCAACUAUGGCAACACUAUCCCUGUCACAGCACUAAUGUCCUGAAGGAAAACUUUAAUCUGUGUUUGCCACACUCCACCCAGGUGAGGUAAAUGGAUUGCUGCUAUUGUUAU
Messenger RNA from Strongylocentrotus purpuratus (purple sea urchin), 1094 nucleotides. Its product is annotated as microcephalin. The coding region runs from base 49 to 885 and encodes 278 amino acids. The record is from RefSeq and is a predicted model, not a curated record. Gene Ontology annotation, biological process: mitotic cell cycle. Lineage: Eukaryota; Metazoa; Echinodermata; Echinoidea; Camarodonta; Strongylocentrotidae. The transcript is spliced from 6 exons.